AUGCACGUCGCGUCGCGCGUCGCGUGGACGCCCGUCGCGGCGCCGCGCGCGGCGCGGCCGCGUCGCGCGUCGCCGCCGACGACGACGAGCGCGCGAAGAAGACGCGUCACAAACGGCGUCGUCGUCCCGCGCGGACUCCGCGAAGAAGUCGGCACGGACGCGUUCGCGGACGCGCUGCGCGUGCUCGGCGGCGGGAAGGAGCCGCCGCGACGACGCCGCGACGACGCCGCGACGCGUUCGACGGACCGCGGGAAGAAGCGCGAGGGCGACGCCGCGAAGACGCCCGCGGCGUCGGCGUCGGCGUCGGGCGAGAAGCGCCGAUCGGGGAAGAACGACGAGAAGACGUCGUCGUCUUCCGACGCGACGACGAAGACGACGACGACGACGACGAAGACGAAGACGACGACGAAGACGCCUCGUCCCCUGAAGGACGGCGCGCGAGAGGAGGAGCGAUCGAAACCGAAACCGAAACCGAAGCGCGGGAGACGAGGACGACGCGGCCGCGGCGGGGGAGCGAGCGCGAACGCCUCGACAUCGCGCUCCGACGACGUCGCGCGCGAGAACGACGACGGAUGGCGAAAGAGCAGCAAAGAGCAGCUCGCGAUGCGCGUCGACGCGUUCGCGUCGCACGCGGAGGCGUUGCUCGCGCUCGAGCGCGAGGCGGAGGCCGCGUCCGCGGCGAAGCUGAUCCAAGAGAGCUGCGUCGAGACCGCGGAGGGGCCCUACGACGUCCUCGCGGCUGUGGGCGAGGGGACGUCCGUGGGAAGAACCGGCGCGCUGAUGGAGGGAUUGCAGCUCGUCGCGACGUCGCCCGGUCCGGGGAACAAGAGCGUGUUUUUCAACCUGAGGGCGAUCGACGGGAAGGCGCUGCCGCCGUCCGCGAUCGGCAUCGGCGACCGCGUCGCGGUCGUCGUCGUGACCGGGGACGCGUGCGCGAUCGGCGACGGUUCGAAUCCAGGAAACGACGGUUCGAAUCCGAACGACGAGCGCCGGCCGCUCAUCGAAGCCGUCGUCUACAAAAUCGAAUCGACGGCCGGCAAAGUCACCAUCGAGAUCGACAAGGCGACCGCCUCAGACGAGCCCCUCGCCGGGCAAGUGCUGCGGCUGGUGAGGAUCCCGGACGCGGUGACGUACGAGAGGCAGCUCGCGGCGCUCAAGACGCUGCGGAACGUCCCGCGCUCGAGGACCAAACCGCACGCGCCGAGCUUGAACAUCGUUCGCGCGCUGUUCGCUCGCCGCCGAUGUCCGCCGCUCGCGACGGCCCCCCAGGGGGACGAGGGCAGCACGGAGGCGACCACCGCCGCCGCCUCGGAGGAGGAGGAGGCGUCCGCGAUCGACGUCGACGCGAUGGACGCGAUGAACGCGAACGCCGGCGUCGUCGGGUUCUUCGCCGCCGCCGUCGCCGACGACGCGGACUGGGGGAAGAAAAAAAUACGCCGCGUCGACGUCGACGCGCUCCCGCCGCUGAAACGCCGGGAUGGGCGGGGUCGCUCGAAGGGUUCGAACCCCGAGGAUUCUUCGAGCGACCCUGCUUCUUCUUCGAUCGACGACGACGACGACGACGUCGACGACGGCCUGGACGACGCGCAGAGGCUCGCGGUGCGCGCCGCGUUGACGGAGAGCGCGCCCGCGGUGAAAAGCUCCAGGGGGAUAGUAAACGACGUAGGCCUAUAA
Micromonas pusilla CCMP1545 is the source of this 1674-nucleotide messenger RNA. RefSeq lists its product as uncharacterized. The transcript has 2 exons. Lineage: Eukaryota; Viridiplantae; Chlorophyta; Mamiellophyceae; Mamiellales; Mamiellaceae. The coding region runs from base 1 to 1674 and encodes 557 amino acids. The record is from RefSeq and is a predicted model, not a curated record.